Messenger RNA from Nerophis ophidion (straightnose pipefish), 7490 nucleotides. RefSeq names its product zinc finger, SWIM-type containing 8 (gene zswim8). The record is from RefSeq and is a predicted model, not a curated record. Gene Ontology annotation, molecular function: zinc ion binding. The transcript has 27 exons. NCBI's taxonomy places the organism in Eukaryota, Metazoa, Chordata, Actinopteri, Syngnathiformes, Syngnathidae. Bases 1007 to 6802 code for a protein of 1931 amino acids. Gene Ontology annotation, cellular component: Cul2-RING ubiquitin ligase complex.
AAUCCUGAAGAAGAAGAUCAGCUGAUACACCAUCUUUCAGUGGACCCAGCGUCAGAAAGAAACCUUUCACAUCUUUAUAUCUAUAUCAAAGGGAAGGAGGCAUCAUAUAUAUAUUUAUAUUCAUAUACGUAUAUACAUACAUGUAUAUAUAUACAUAUAUGUAUAACUUUAUAUAUAUGUAUACAUAUAUAUACAUAUAUAUCGCAAUGUGAGUCCAAUGUCGGAAGGACAAUCGGAAACGAGGAGGAAGGGAACAAAGCAGACAUGAAGGAAUAACCCGAGUGUCUUCAGUGGAACCAGUUAAGAGAAUAACGCUAAUUGUGUGUGGUUGUCAUCGAUCAGAAGCUAACUCUCUUCUGCUAACACAAGGAAAGACGUUGACACAAUUACAAGCAGAAAGUAAGCAGGGCGAGAAAAUAAACACACACCGAGUCUCAAUGUAGGCAAGAUGGCGGUCUCCGUCAAUGUAAACAAAACGAUUUAGCCGUCAGGAAGGUUAGCUCUGUUGCUAAGUGUUGCGAGAGUGUAUGUUUGUCAAGUAGACAUAAACUAAAUUAAAAUGUAGUUGUAUGAGUAUUGUUGGCAUUUCAUUGUGUAAAAAAACUGUGUUAAAAUGAAGCGUCGUUUGACUGUUCAAGUCACAUUUUCUGAAUAGUAAUAAUAGAUGUGUUAUUAUGUAUGAUUUACUCCAAUAAAUAACGGACAGUGUAGAAGCAUUUAUAGCUUAGGGUCAGCAUGUGAUAAUGGGAAUAGUCUUUAUUCAUGACCUAAUGUCACCCAUUAUUUUUAUUACUGAUGCUACCUGGUAAAUUGAUGCCGCCCAAUGCACAAGAUGUAUUUUUGAAAUACACCAUUUUUAAUACUAAGCAUAAAUUUGCUGGUUCCCAAUUUGGACUAUCAAGCUUCCCCCGCCCACCUCCCAAAGUGUUGGAUUCUCUGGGAUCUUUGACAUUAUCUGAAGGAACUGAAGUCUUCUGGACCCCUGAGGAACCCAGACCUGGAUGUCAUGGAACUGAUGUUUGCUGAGUGGGAGGAUGGAGAGAGGUUCUCGUUUGAAGACUCUGACCGCUUUGAAGAAGACUCUUUGUGCUCCUUCAUUUCAGAGGCUGAGAGCCUCUGUCAGAAUUGGAGGGGAUGGAGGAAGCAGUCUGCCGGACCUGCGUCUCCUAUCGUCAAGACUAAAGAUGGUCAUGUGAUUCCAUUGGUGGAGUUGUCAGCAAAACAAGUAGCCUUUCACAUUCCAUUUGAGGUAGUGGAGAAAGUGUACCCUCCUGUGCCAGAACAACUCCAACUUCGAAUUGCAUACUGGAGCUUUCCUGAAAAUGAGGAAGACAUCAGGUUAUAUUCAUGCCUGGCCAAUGGGAGUCCAGAAGAGUUUCAACGUGGCGAGCAAUUGUACCGAAUCAGAGCUGUCAAAGACCCUCUCCAAAUUGGUUUUCAUCUCAGUGCUACAGUUGUGCCCAGUCAGUCCGGACAGUCGAAAGGAGCCUACAAUGUGGCAGUCAUGUUUGAUCGCUGCCGCAUCACCUCCUGCAGUUGUACAUGUGGUGCUGGGGCCAAAUGGUGCGCUCAUGUGGUGGCCCUUUGUCUCUUCAGGAUCCACAAUGCCGCAGCUGUCUGCUUGCGGGCUCCAGUCUCGGAGUCUUUGUCCAGGCUUCAGAGAGAUCAGCUUCAAAAAUUUGCCCAAUAUCUCAUCAGUGAGCUUCCUCAGCAGAUUCUACCCACAGCCCAACGACUACUUGAUGAGCUGUUGUCUUCUCAGUCUACUGCAAUCAACACUUUAUGUGGAGCUCCAGACCCAACAGCUGGACCCUCAGCCUCCGAUCAGAGCACCUGGUAUUUGGAUGAGUCAACCCUCAGUGACAAUAUCAAGAAGACACUGCACAAGUUCUGUGGGCCCUCACCUGUUGUCUUCAGUGAUGUCAAUUCCAUGUAUCUGUCGUCCACUGAGCCACCGGCCGCUGCCGAGUGGGCGUGUCUGCUCAGACCUUUGAGAGGACGGGAGCCUGAAGGCAUCUGGAACCUUUUAUCGAUCGUUAGGGAAAUGUUCAAAAGACGAGACAGCAAUGCUGCUCCACUGCUGGAGAUCCUCACUGAGCAGUGCCUGACGUAUGAGCAGAUCAUCAGCUGGUGGUAUAGUGUUCGAACUUCAGCGUCCCAUAGUAGUGCCAGUGGACACACCGGACGGAGCAACGGCCAGUCGGAGGUGGCAGCUCAUGCCUGUGCUAGCAUGUGUGAUGAAAUGGUGAUGUUAUGGAAGCUGGCAGUGCUUGACCCCGCUGUGAGCCCUUGCAGGCGUCUGGAACUGGCUAGUCAGUUGAAGCAGUGGCACCUUAAAGUUAUCGAGAUAGUGAAGCGCGGGCAACAUCGCAAGUCCUUGGACAAGCUUUUCUUGGGCUUUAAACCCGCUGUAGAGUCCUGUUAUUUCAACUGGCAGGUGGCCUACCCCCUGGAAGGCAUUACAUUCUGCAGUACAGAUAAAAAGACUAACACUUUUUGCUGGCCUCGGGGAAUGCAGCACCCGAGAGCAGUAAGAACUUCAUUGGGAGGACUCGGAGACACAUCUGAACCAAGAGGAGCAGAUUUUAAAGGAAGAGAAAGUGGUCAUUCACCUCAGGAAGAAGUCGUAGUGCGACCAAAAGAGACCAUGCUAACCAAAAAGAAGGCUUUUUCAAUGAAUGGUGGAGGAAGUAUGGUAGUUCGUCUGGGAGGGAGCGUGUCACUGUCCCUCGAAGAUGCAGGGGUGAAGUGUUUCUACAAAGGACAAGGUAAUUCUUCUGGGGGGAAGUUAAAAUUAAUACAAAGCUGUGGGAAAGGGGGGAUAUUAGGCGGAUGUGGUGGGACCGGACCUGCUAAAAAUGUCAAUGCCAAGCGGAGAACCAGCAGUGAGGAUAGUUCUCUGGAGCCAGACCUCGCUGAACUCAGCCUUGAUGAUGGCUAUAGUCUGGCUUUGGGGGCUGAGGCAAGCAACACAUUAGAAUGCCCUCCUCCAGGACCAGAGAUCUUUUCGUCCCGAAGUCCGCUGCUCCAAGAAUUGUGCAAUAACAGCAACUGUGGUCGGAGCAUGGUAUUGGAAAUGAAGCGUAGUAGCCAAACCUCAAAUGCCUGUCAUGCUGCAGCGCCUGUGACAUCCACUUUACAUUUCACAGAGACCCAAGUGGUGGUAGUUGAUGAUCCUGGUAGACUAGGACACCCUCAAGAACAGAAGGUGGAGGUGUCAGUCAAUGACAAGGAUGUGAAUUUAGACAACAGCAACCAGUCAAAUCCUUCCUUAUCUACUAAAGCACCCCCAAGCCAUCUGGAGAAAGAGUGUGACGGAAAAGCAGCAGAUGGCGCGGCACAGGUUGUGUGCACAUUAUCUCACCAAGAAGCAGAUGCGCUUGGAAUCAUUGUGGGUGAUGACGACUAUCAAGCCUACUACAUAAGCCCUGCUUCAGAGGAGGGGGGAGAUCGACAGCUGGUUGACAACCAACAAGAGGAGGAGGCAGACAUCUUUGCAGGGAUCAAACCGCUGGAGCAAGAGGGACGUAUGGAUGUGCUGUUUGCAUGUGCUGAGGCCCUCCAUGCUCAUGGAUACAAUAACGAGUCAUGUCGACUGGCUGUGGAUUUAGCUAAUGAGCUUCUAGCUAACCCUCCAGACCUGAAAGUGGAACAGCCACAGACGAAGGGUAAGAAGAACAAAGUGUCAACAGGUCGUCAGACGCAGGUAGCCACCAACACACUGUGGAAAACGGCCUUCCUCCUCACUGUACUCGGUGAACGACUGGAGCUCCACAAUCUCGCCUUCAGCACUGGCAUGUUCUCCCUAGAACUCCAGAGACCACCAGCGUCCACCAAAGCUUUAGAGGUGAAGCUGGCUUACCAAGAGUCUGAGAUUGUGGCUCUUUUGAAGAAACUUCCUCUGGGGCUUGUGGAAAUGUCAGUUAUCCGAGAGCGAGCUGAGCAGCUCAGGGAUGGAAAUUUUUGUGGUUACAGGCCUGUGCUUCCUCUCAUGUUGGCCAGCUUUAUUUUUGAUGUCCUCUGUACCCCAGUUGUGUCCCCAACUGGCUCCCGCCCACCAAGCCGGAAUCACAACAGUGAGAUGCCUGGAGAUGAAGAGCUUGGCUUUGGAGCUGCAGUUGCUGCACUUGCACACAGCGUCUCCACAUCAGGGCUGUAUGACGUCACCUUUAUCUUCACACAGGAUUGGAUGAAGACUACAGUCAGUGAAGCAGAACAUCCUUUGCUUUGUGAAGGAACAAGAAGGGUGAAGGGAGAGCUUGCUCUUGCUCUCAUGAUCACAUACAAAGAUGACCAGAGCAAGCUAAAAAAGAUACUUGAUAAAUUGUUGGACAGAGAGAGUCAAACCCACAAACCUCAGACGCUGAGCUCCUUCUACUCCAGCAAGCCUGCAGCUGGAAGCCAACGUAGCCCUUCUAAACACGGCCCCUCCUCUUCCACUGCAACCACAAUGGUGGCUGCUUCUUCUAGCACCUCCUCUGCUGUGGCACUGGCCUGUGAAGACCUGGAUGAACCCAAAUCCAUACAGAACAGCACAGCAGGCCAAAGCACGUCUGAGCGUGUCUCAGAAGGCAAUCCAAGUGAGCAUCAAAACGAUGAAGGCCCAUUUAAACUUGACACCACAGUGCCGAGCCGAUUGGCGCUGGGAGCACGCUGUGGAUAUAGCCAACGCUGCUGGGGCUCUCCUGUUCGACAAAAGAAGAAACACACUGGUAACACAGUGACAGGCAUGGCAAGUAUUGACAGCAGUGCUCCAGAGACAACGUCAGACAGUUCUCCUACUCUCAGCCGGCGGCCAUUAAGAGGUGGCUGGGCAACAACAUCCUGGGGGCGGGGUCAAGAUAGUGACAGCAUCAGUAGUUCAUCGUCGGAUUCACUGGGAUCCUCCUCUUCCAGUGGAUCUCACCGGGUAGGAGGAGGUGCUAGGGCCAAGAGUACGGACACCAGCAGGUAUAAGGGGCGUCGUCCAGAAUGCCACGUGCCCCAUGUGCCCAACCAACCCUCAGAAGCCGCGGCUCACUUUUACUUUGAGUUAGCCAAGACGGUGUUAAUCAAAGCUGGAGGAAACUCCUCUACCUCCAUUUUUACCCAGCCUUCGGCUAGUGGGGGUCACCAAGGACCCCACAGAAACCUGCAUCUAUGUGCCUUUGAAAUUGGCCUCUAUGCCCUUGGUCUCCACAACUUUGUCUCUCCCAACUGGCUGUCCAGAACAUACUCCUCCCAUGUCUCUUGGAUUACUGGUCAAGCUAUGGAAAUUGGCAGUGCUGCCCUCAACAUUUUGGUGGAGUGUUGGGAUGGUCACCUUACACCUCCAGAAGUUGCAUCGUUGGCCGAUCGCGCGUCACGGGCCAGGGAUCCCAACAUGGUCCGUGCUGCUGCAGAAUUGGCUCUGAGCUGCCUGCCUCAUGCACAUGCUCUCAAUCCAAAUGAAAUCCAGAGAGCCUUGGUGCAGUGUAAAGAACAGGACAACACGAUGCUGGAAAAGGCGUGUAUGGCAGUGGAGGAAGCAGCGAAAGGUGGUGGUGUGUACCCUGAGGUCUUGUUUGAGGUUGCUCAUCAGUGGUACUGGUUGUAUGAGCAAUCCUUUGUGGGAGCCUUGAACCAGCAAAGAGAGACUCCUGAGCGCUGUGGAGCCAAUGGAGGUGUUCACAGGAGGCCUGUAGAGUCCAGCUGUGGCGUCUUUGAAGGUGUACCUAAUGUGGAGUCAACCGGGGUAGCAGUCACAGGCUCCGUCACAGCAGCGGCGGUUGUACCAGUAAUCUCUGUGGGCUCCACUUUAUACCAGCCCCAGGCUAUGGCCCAUGCCCAUGCCCAUGCCCACAGCCUUCACCCGUAUGCAACCAUCCAAGCCCAUGUACCCACUGUUUGCACCCCGCAAUAUCUGGGACACCCUCUGCAGCAUGCACCCAGACCGACCGUCUUUCCUAUAACCGGAGCUGCAUACCCACAGGGCAUGCACCCAGCCUUCAUUGGUGCACAGUUCCCAUUUUCAGUGGCCGCGGGUCCCCAGCCUUCCAUAGCAGCCACUGCUGUGACCUUCCCUGCCAUCCCUGUACCAGCCAUGACGCAGAUUUCCUAUCCCUACCACCCUGAGACCAGUCUACCAAUCAGCACCACUGUCGCAGUUGGCAGUAUCCAUGCUGGUUCCACCAUCCAAGCCAUUCAGGGGUCCUCUUUAACCUGCCUUUCCUCCCAGCCAAGUCCACUAAUCAGCACUCCUUUCCCAGUAGAGGAGGAGCCACACAGCCAGCCAAUCAGUCAACAGGGCCUGCACUAUCUCCAUUCUGCCUACAGAGUUGGUAUGCUAGCGUUGGAGAUGCUGGGAAGGAGAGCUCACAAUGAUCACCCUAACAACUUUUCCCGAAGCCCACCCUACACCGAAGAUGUGAAAUGGUUAUUGGGGCUCGCUGCAAGGCUUGGAGUCAACUACGUGUACCAAUUCUGCGUGGGAGCAGCUAAAGGUGUCCUGAGCCCAUUUGUCCUACAGGAGAUCAUCGUGGAGGCUCUUCAGAGGCUCAAUCCUGCUCACUUCCAUGCCCACCUCAGAACACCUGCCUUCCACCAGCUGGUUCAGCGCUGUCAACAGUCCUACCUACAGUACAUCCAUCACAGGCUCAUCCACUUAACACCUGCGGACUAUGAUGACUUUGUCAACAUCAUCCGCAGCGCCAGAGGUGCUUUCUGCCUCACGCCGGUGGGUGUUAUGCAGUUUAACGAUGUGCUUCAGAACCUGAAGAGAGGCAAACAGACUAAGGAGCUAUGGCAGCGUAUUUCUCUGGAGAUGGCCACCUUCUCUCCUUGAACAUUUGGAGUUCAGAGGAAUCCAUUCAAACACAUUCCCACACAUUCUUCUCUCCCCCCCGGCGAUGUGAACUCUGCAAACACAGCACACGUGUGCAUCAGAUCCAGCAAGAAUUUUUCUUGUCCUACUCCUUCGGGCCCUCAUCUCACAUGGCCGUUAUUGUCAUCAGUCUUUGACUGAAAUGUUGUGUUAUUGUGACUUUUUUCUUUCUUCUUUCUGUUCCUGAUAAAAAGAAGACAUUGAAUUUGGGGACUCUUGCUGUAAUUCCAAUGUAUUUUGUUUGGAAGAAAACCACUGUAUCUGUCACGUUUUGCAACUGUGUGACGAUAUCUUUCUGCAAGUUCUUAAGAAAAGAUGUAACGAGAAAACGGAAGGUCGUGAGUACAUGACAUAUUAUUGUUUUCAGCAUAGGUGAAGAUGUAGGACAGUGUGUAGAAUGCAAAAAGAAUAUUAUCAUGGUGGUCUUGUUGGAUGGAUAAAUAUUUACAUCGAACCCAGCUUUGCAUUACUGUAAAGAGAGCCAGUUACCAACCACUGUAAGCAAGAUGACUUGUUUUCAGUAGGUUGUUGGCAUAUUCGUAGGUGUAUCUUUGAGGAUCAUGAUUAUUUCCUUGACACAAAUAAAUAUAUUAUGGUUUAGGAUCUUUUGUCCAAAAAUGUUGAAUAAAAAAAAAACAGCAGACAAUAA